AUGGCCGAAUAUCGCGAUGCGGACAAUGACAACGCUCCGUUCGAAAGUCUACUUUCCACCCCAGCGGAUUUCGCCAUGCACCACAAAACCGAGCAUAUACGCGGCGUACCAGGCCCUACUUUUCCAGGGACUAACUGUUUCUAUUUCAAGUGGCUGCGGCCUCUAGAGCAGAAACCCGAGCUUUGGGAGAUUGAGCAGCGUAUCGAGAAGGGGAAACCGUAUAGUAUUGACACUUUCGUCGAUCCCGCCGAACUCAGUCUCGAUCACAAGCGAUACGAACGCAAGUAUCCGACGCAUCGUCCUUACGGUCCCAUUCGUAAGCUUCCAGACAGUAUAGUCCAUUCAGCAAUAGAAUGCGUCGCAUUGUUUGGGAGGCAAGACGCUACGGGCUUCACAGGGCUCAUAGCUUUUGAUCCACCGAGACAGCACGUAAUAAAAGACCGCCGCUACCGUUUCUGGGCCAAGGGAUCUCUAAUCGCUGACGAGAACGAAGAAUCGAAGCAUUGUUUCAUGCAAGACGAGCACUGCAAUACUAUGCAACGUUUCGUUCGAGAAAUCGAGGCCUAUAGAGAGCACGAAAUUCUCAACGACUUUAACCGAACCGCGGUAUUCGUCAUUUCGAAAAUGGUACAGCAAGACACAUUUCGGCUACUGCUUCACUUACACGAGGCACUGGACGAAAUCGACCUGUCACUGGCCCAUGAUGAGAAGUUACAUUCAUGCUUGCGGACGUGGCGAGAACGCCUUGGGAGGUGGAGAAAGGACCUUCUAUCUCUCCGAGCCUCAAUUGGUUACAUCUGCAAGGUGAUUGACGGCCUCUUGGAGCACCCUAGUCCGGAAACGCCCUUGAAAGAAAAAGGACGAGCCGAACAACUCAAAUGCGAUCUUACAACACUUCGUGGAGUGGAGCUCAAGGAUCUGGGUUCGCAGCUAGACGACGUGCAAAAGAGAGUGGAGUCGAGCUUCCAGCUCCUCAUGUCAACCAUGAGCAUCGUUGAGAGCCAUAAGGCUAUCAAAGAAGCCGAAACCGUCUCCAAAUUGACGAGCCUGGCAUUUUUCUUCAUCCCGCUAACCUUCGUGGCUUCAAUAUUCGGGAUGAACAUUGUGGAAUUCGACAGCAAUGUCAAGGCCUGGAUCUGGGUUGUGCUCUCAGUUUUGGUAACUUCAACGGCCUACAUCUUCCUUUACUCGACCGAUAUCAUCGCUAUCGUGCGGGCUGCGCCAACGUUCUUUCUGAGCUUGAAUCCCAGACGUGUCGUGGCAGAAAUCGCUGCGAAAGCCUAUCUACUGGCGGCAUUUUGUCGCUACAGUCUACUAGCUUUCUUGUGGGUGGUUCUCAUUGGUGCAUUCCCUUCAGGUGUAGGCGUUGGACUAUGGAAAUUGUAUACUUCGUCACUGUCUGUUGGUACCAAAGUAGGCAUAUCCUUUGCCAUAUUUGUCCCUUUAAUCGCGGCAGCACCUAUCGGAUUCUUUUACGCGUUCCGAUCGCGUGCCUAG
Trematosphaeria pertusa is the source of this 1497-nucleotide messenger RNA. RefSeq lists its product as uncharacterized. Gene Ontology annotation, biological process: transmembrane transport; metal ion transport. Bases 1 to 1497 code for a protein of 498 amino acids. The record is from RefSeq and is a predicted model, not a curated record. Gene Ontology annotation, molecular function: cobalt ion binding; magnesium ion binding; magnesium ion transmembrane transporter activity. Lineage: Eukaryota; Fungi; Ascomycota; Dothideomycetes; Pleosporales; Trematosphaeriaceae. Gene Ontology annotation, cellular component: membrane. The transcript has 3 exons.